CCUUGUGCGCGGUGGGCCGGUCCUGCGCUGUGAACGCGCUUGUAACUCCCCUUGUAACUCAUCUUACUUUGAAGUUCACAAGUUGUUGAACUUUUUCCACGAUCAGCACUUCAGCGGCACUUUCCCGAUGAGCUUCGAGCGCUCCGCUUUCCUACACAAUGAACUCUGAUCGUAUUGACGUUUAAUGACGCGCAAUGGCACCUUUUGGGAAAAACUUUCUGAAAGCGCGCUUGAAGAACAGGUCUAAGGUUGUAGAGGAGACACCAGGAAAAGAAAUCCAGGUGCGGGUGUGUCAAGAAGAAAAAAUAGUCUGCGGUGUGACCAAGCACACGACAUGUGCCGACCUGAUUAAAGCUUUAUUAGAGGACCACAAGACGAUACCCGAAAGUAAAAGGCUUUUACAUGGAGAACCCAAAGACUUCUGCAUCCUGGAACGGUGGAGGGGAUUGGAAAGGGCUCUUCCGCCACUCACUCGAAUCCUCAGACUUUGGACCGCAUGGGGUGACGAGAGACCUUUCAUACAGUUUGUUCUUGUAAAGACCAGCGAAUUCGUGCCAUCGUCUAAGGGAGCCAAGAGGUCCUCGAGAUCUCGGGGAGCGAGGUCAAGGAGAUCGGAGCAGGGACCUGCGCAUUACGCCAAGGCCGUGUCUGUGGAAAAGCAGAAGCGCAUGGUAAAGAGGGCCUUUCGUAAACUUGAGAAGAUUCACAGAGAAGAGACGUCAGAAGGGUCUGAAGAGAUCAGCAAGAUGGUGCGGUUGAUUAUCUCCCAAGACCAGACCAUACGCCAACAGAUUCAGCAGAUGCGUGAGCUGGACUUGGAAACUGAACUUUUGGAGCAACAGCUGAUAAGCAGCCCCACUUCUCGCUCCAGCCUCAUCGAAUGUGAAGACGGAGAGGCAUCGUCCCAAUUUUUAUCUGAAUAUGAGGGCCAGCUGGAGGAGUACUUUAACACCAGUGACGGAAUAGAGCAACUAGAACUACAUUUGUGCAAACACAAAGAACUCAUUGAUCGGCUCUGCCGAGACAUUGACCUGGAGCUGAGGAGCAAUGCUUGGACUUCCGAUUCGGAAGAGUUGAAAGGGGCCGCAGCUGCGAGUCCAGACCUGGAUUUGGUACCUGACCUCUCUAUGUCCUCAUCGGAUCUUUUGGAGUUGGAAAGCUUACGCGACGAACUCGAGUCGAGCAUGACAGCUGGGCUUUCGCUCCAUUCCCAAACCCAGGAAAUCGAGAAGGAACUGCACCAGAACAAAACAGCCUUACAGUCACGCAACCAAGAAUACCAGCAUCUCAUAGCCCAACUCGGUGCACUGGAGCUGGGUGACCAGCCAAGCCCCAUGAAGAGCCAGAUAAGGGCGGCUGUCUCUCAGCAGACAGCAAGCAAGGUCAGACAAACAUGCUCACCUACAGAUGUAACAGACACAGACUCAGACACUGGAAUAAGCUCUACGCACAGUCAAGACUCGCUGUCACCGUGCACGGACAGGUCACCUCCACUGGAUACUGAUGUUUAGACGAGCUGAGGAUACAUUGAACAAGUGCUUUUUUACUGUAUUUAAAAACUUUACAAUCAAAUAUUAACAUUAUUUAACUGUUACACUUGCAUUAUGUUACAGCGCAGCUACUGACACAAACACUUUAAAAUUAUUAAAAAGGUGCUUAGAGUGUUCACAGCGAUGCCAUAGAAGAUCAAUUUUUGGUUUGUCAAAGAACCAUCUUUUUUUGUGUUCAACAGAAAAAAAGAACCUCAUACAGGUUAAGGACAACAUGAGGGGGAGUAAAUGAUGAUCAAAUUUUCUUUUUUGGGUGAACUAUCCCUUUAAAUCUUCUUUAUGGAACCAUUUGGCUAAAAAUGGUUCUUCUGUGGCAUCAUGAAGCACCCUUUAUUUUGAAGAGUUUAGAUUUAGUAUAGAUUAAAGCAUACAGAUUAAACUUCAUAUGCACUUAAAGCCCAAAUUAAAUAUUGGGAAAGACUCAAAUGUUUUACACCACAAAACCACAAAACGACUUAAUAUUCAUGUAUAUUAAAUUAGAAUGCGAUGCAUUAGAAAUGUACUUGCAUACAACACGAAUACAAAGGUUAUGCAAGACUUUCUCCCCAAAAAUGUAACAUGAAAGUGUAAAUAAGUCCAUUGCAUUAUGAAAAGCAACACAUUUGUGACCCUGGACCACAAAAUCAAUCCAAAUGGUUAAU
This is a messenger RNA of Misgurnus anguillicaudatus (oriental weatherfish), 2191 nucleotides long. It is a transcript of the gene rassf9, whose product is annotated as Ras association domain family member 9. The record is from RefSeq and is a predicted model, not a curated record. Gene Ontology annotation, biological process: signal transduction. NCBI's taxonomy places the organism in Eukaryota, Metazoa, Chordata, Actinopteri, Cypriniformes, Cobitidae.